UGUACGGACGCCGUGAGACAGGACAACACAGACGGUAAAAUAAUUCGUUUCUUCGUCAAAACCAUUCGAUACCCUUGCGAAUUUUUAUCUGCUUGACGCAGUAAAGUCCUGGGGACAACGAUCGGGACACGUUUGGGUGUAAUUUUCGUCUCUAGAAAAGCCGAUGAGACCUAUUUUUCGUCCCAUUUCGUGAAUAGGAUUCGCGGCGGCGAAGAAUGUCGCAGGAAGACGACGUCGGAUUUUUGUACAAAACAAUGAUUGAGAGAGAUCCCAAAAAGAGAAGAGUAAAACCAGUGGAAUCAGCGCAGCAGUCUUUGCUCGACUUUGAUCUGGGUGAGAGCUCAGAUGAUAGUGAUUUUAGAAUUGAGGAUCAUUGCGAAGAGUCAGAUGAUGAUUCGGUAGAUUCUAAUGAUGUUGGUAAAGAAGAAGAGGAAGACGCAUCUGAGGAAUCCGAUGAUUCAUUAGAUGAUCCAUUAUUGAGACGUAAAGACAAUGCUGGCUUAACUGUAGGAGAUGUUAUCGAACAAGCUCACCAGCAAGCUUUAAAGGGGGCUCCUCUCGAUGAGAAACUAAAUAAAAUGCUAAUUUGUUGUGGUUGCUUAGGAGACAGAAGUGAUGACAUAAACGAGAUCGUUGAAUGUGAUGGUUGUGGAGUUAGUGUUCACGAAGGUUGCUAUGGUGUAUCCGAUGUAGAAAGUUUCUCGAGUACUGAUUCCCUAUGUCAAUCAGCACCAUGGUUCUGCGAAGCCUGUAGUGCAGGAAUCGAAGAUCCGUCAUGCGAGCUCUGUCCUAACAGAGGCGGAAUUUUUAAAGAGACAGAUGUCGGGAAAUGGGUUCAUUUAGUAUGCGCCCUUUAUGUACCUGGUGUUGCUUUCGGCGAAGUUGAUCGUUUGUCGAGCGUAACACUAUUCGAGAUGGCAUACAGCAAAUGGGGUGCAAAAACAUGCUCUUUGUGUGAAGAUUCACGUUAUGCACGCACAGGCGUAUGCAUCGAAUGUGACGCUGGAAUGUGUCAUACGUAUUUUCAUGUGACAUGCGCGCAGAGAGAAGGCUUAUUAUCCGAGGCACACAGUGAAGAAGUCGAUCAAGCUGAUCCAUUCUAUGCGCAUUGCAAAUUGCAUUCUGAUAAAUCUCUCGUUCGUAGACGUAGACGUAAUUGGUUAGCUUUGCAAUUGCGUGCGCAAUAUCGACAACAGGUGUUGAAGCAGCCCAAUCAUUUAGAUACAGACGAACAAUGUAGAAUUCAAAGAAAAUUGGCAAAACACAGACAUAAAUAUUUAGCUCACAAAGCGUCGCGUCCAUCUCCAUGGGUACCGACACAAAAGAUGCCACGCUUAUUAACUACAUCUGCUUCUGCUUGCCGCCAAUUGGCAAAGAAAGCCGAACUGAUGGGCGUAGAUACGGCCGCAUUAGAAGCACAAGAAUCUCAGCUGGUGGCGUUAGUGGACGUUAGAAAGAAGUGGCAUAUCGCUCCCGCCUUUAGCGUAGAAUUUAUCGGCUAUUAUUUGGAUCGCAACUUACGCGUAACGUCUAUGAAGAGACGGUUACAGGAACUUCUCGACAUUAAUUCGCAAUUAUUGAACGAACAACAAAGAUUGGACAGAAAAUACGACGAAGUAAUGAAGGAUAAUGAAGAACAGAUCAAAGUAAACUUGACAUUGAAAGGAAAGAUCGAGCUGUAUCAUCAAGUACUUAAGAACGCCGGUUACGCGAAGCCCCUACCGUCGAUCGCCGAUUUAGCGAAGCCAAGGAUAGCACCUACGCUUGGUACAGGAUUAGGGGUACCUACAGCAGCCGCUUUAAAAAUGGGCGUUGGAUUUCCGCUACCCAUGGGUAAAGGUGCCGAAGGUAUACGUGAGGGUAGAGUGUUGAGCAGUCAGGCAGCACAAGAACAAAAUCACAAAAGCGAGCUUACGACUUUACGGCAUCAAUGCGGUAUCUGUAGACGAUCGACCAAUCAGCACCUUCUCGCAAAGUGCGACACGUGUCACUUGCAUUAUCAUUUAUCCUGUUUGAGUCCACCUCUAGCACGAAUGCCUAAGAAAACAAGACAGAUGGGUUGGCAAUGCUCAGAAUGCGAUAAAGAGUCAUCGGGAUCGGAAGUGGAACGCGUAGACACGUCAGCGCCACGCAAAUUAAGGCACUGUAAGGAUGAUGCCAAUUCGACACCUACACCACCGCAGGAAGUACAGGCAAUCACGACUCCAAGCACACCUAUUACGCUUAAGAAUUCCACUAGCAAUAUAACAAAUAUUAUUGCUCCUGAGACACAUGCCACACCAAAACUAACAAUUAAACCAAUGGGGCCGCAACCAUCAACUAUAGAACUUGCACAGACAACUGAAUCAAUAUACAAUCAACAAUCCAUUAAUAAUAUCACUAUAAGAGAAGGUUCACCAGAAUAUAUGGUAGCUUCAGCAGAUGGGACAGGAUCUGUCUCUCAAAGAAGUGGAAAGAAGAGAAGAAGGGAAAAACAUAAGAGAUAUUCUCCAGAUCCAAUAACUGGAGUCAAACAGAGAAAAAGAAAACAUAAACGGAAAAGUUUAGAUAUAGAAAAUCCAGAAAUUCAAAGUCAACCAGAAUUUCACAGAAGGAUUACAAUAAAAAUAAAAUCAAUUCCACGACCGGAAGGAGAUGCAGCUUCAGAAUCGAGUCCACAAAUGUUCGUAGCCACUUCUACGAGUACCGAAAUCACAUUGCCACCACCAUCACCUGUGCCACCACCAGCUGUAAAUGUCCCUCCCGUAAAUGUGUCUGUGAAUAGCAGUGGUCGGCUAUCGACGGGAACUAAGAGAGGGAAAGAUACGGACCUUAUGACGCAAUGUAAUGUCUGUGAUACUCCUGGCACCAACCAAAAUCUCGUUAUGUGUGAUGAAUGUAAGAAGUGCUAUCACUUUACAUGCUUAGAUCCUCCUGUAAAAAAGUCUCCAAAGAGAAGAGGCUAUUCUUGGCACUGUGCCGACUGCGACCCUAGUGAAUAAACUGAAGGUUUAACGUUUCACAAUUCUUGGAAUUGAUUUAGUGCUGUACUGAAUCAUACAGGAAUGACGAUUGAUCGAUUACCUGGUACAUCAUUCUCCGCA
This is a messenger RNA of Formica exsecta, 3083 nucleotides long. RefSeq names its product PHD finger protein 14. Gene Ontology annotation, biological process: regulation of transcription by RNA polymerase II. NCBI's taxonomy places the organism in Eukaryota, Metazoa, Arthropoda, Insecta, Hymenoptera, Formicidae. The transcript is spliced from 14 exons. Bases 216 to 2981 code for a protein of 921 amino acids. The record is from RefSeq and is a predicted model, not a curated record.